This is a messenger RNA of Dioszegia hungarica, 1044 nucleotides long. RefSeq lists its product as uncharacterized. The record is from RefSeq and is a predicted model, not a curated record. The transcript is spliced from 10 exons. The coding region runs from base 1 to 1044 and encodes 347 amino acids. NCBI's taxonomy places the organism in Eukaryota, Fungi, Basidiomycota, Tremellomycetes, Tremellales, Bulleribasidiaceae.
AUGGACCAGCCAGCCGAGCUCGACCUCAACGCCGAGGUGUGGAAGCUAUCAGGGACGAAACAAGAUCAGGUCCUCAUCUAUGUUGCUGUUGCAGUAGCCGCCCAAGGCAUGAUCUUGUGUGUCGUCCUCGUCACGACUGGACGGUACAUCUCCCAUUUCCGCAACACAGACUCGCAACUCACUAGGGGUGGGGUCAUCUUGGGCUCGGCUCUGGCUUGUGGAGCCUUCGGGAUGCAGUGCUUCCAGCUACAGCUCUAUGUCGUCCACGCAACGAGCGAUAUCCCCAGUGUGUUGCGUACGGACGCUCUGUGCAAUACGGCCUACAGGCUGCUGGGCGGUAUCUUCUCGCUGGUCGCGAUGACGUUCUACUCGAAUCGGAUCUGGAGGCUUUCUGGGAGGAGAUGGACCGUCAUUGUCCCUCUGGCCGUGCUGAUCUUCUCCGCCUUUGCCUUGAUGCUAGCGACGGUCGUUAUUGGCUUCACCUUCCCCAUCCUCACGCACGAGUCACUACCAUCGAUGCGAUCAUUCUUCGAGCGACAAACGGCAGUGGUCCGAGCGCAUGGAGCGGUCACUUUCGCUAGCGACGCCAUCAUCAGUGGUUCCCUGGUCUACCUCCUGCUUCGUACAAGGAACUCCAUCUUCGGGGCAGAAGGUGACAGAGGGAUUGUCUCUCGCAUUCUGAUAAUCAUGGGCGAAGCUAUGGUACCGCCUACUAUCGCAAUCGCAGUCUUGACGAUCGGGACCAGCCGUGUUGGUGGAGGAGCAAUCAUCGAUUGGAAACGUAUCCUCUUCGCCACCCUCCCUCUCCUAUACUACCAAUCUCUCCUCUACUCCCUUGUCGCUCGCAGGAAGGUUCGGCGGCUGCUCGACGAACGAGGCGUCGCCGCGCAAUACCGUCUCGAGAGCAGCCACACGACGAAGCAGCACAAGGCGGCAGUGGGAGGUAGUUCGUCUGGCAGAGACGGCGCACGAGUGACCGAUAGUGCAGGACGUGAAGCGUCAGGGUCAGCGGAUCAGCUCAAGGGGGACAGGCUCGAGUGGUGA